Molecule: messenger RNA, 897 nt
Organism: Penicillium roqueforti
Lineage: Eukaryota; Fungi; Ascomycota; Eurotiomycetes; Eurotiales; Aspergillaceae
Exons: 2
Coding region: 1-897 (298 amino acids)
Biological process (GO): DNA replication, removal of RNA primer
Molecular function (GO): nucleic acid binding; RNA-DNA hybrid ribonuclease activity
Source: RefSeq, a predicted model, not a curated record
AUGCCUGGCAACGCUGGAAGCACCGUUCCUUUGCGCAUCAGAAUGAAGAAAAAUAAGCCCAAGAAAGUUGAAUCUGAGAUGACCGAAUUGGCCCGCGUGCCUCGCGCGCCACAGAUACCCCAGAAUGAGAAAUCCUACCAUGUUCAGGGAAUGGUGGGCUGCGGGCACAGCUCGACUGCGCAUGGUCCAGCCACCAAGGGAAACGGCGACCACAUAGCUGUCUCUCCCGAGAAGAAGGACGGAAAGGUACUCGCUACUGACCGUCGCUUCCAUGCCGAAAACGAGUAUCCCACCCGCUUCAGCUUGCAAGACAUGGAAAGCGACAUCGGCAGGUGGAUCUGUCUUGCUUGUCCCCUUUCAACCCGCAAAUGCAAGGACUGCAAACAGUACGAAGGUCACGAAGACUCCCUGAUCAUCGCCAUUCAUGGAGAUUGUGUUACCGACAAGACCGGAAAACGUUCAGCAAUGGGAUUGUUCUACGGCCGCGGCAACACCGGCAAUCUCUCCUUGCCCCUUCCAGGCAAGGACGACCACAGCCACACGACCCAGAUCGCCGAGUUGACCGCCUGCCUGCGAGCAUUGCGCAAUGCGACUAGCAUCAUCGAGGAGCGCCACAGCAUGAUGCGCAAAGGCAAGCUCCUCAUGCCGCUGAAUGCCUUCGUUAUCAAAACGGACUCCGAGUAUCUCGUCCGCAGCUUGACGGAGUGGUUGCCCAAGUGGAAGAACAAUGGAUGGAAGACUUGCAAGGGCGCUCCAGUUGCUAAUGCUGACCUGUUCAAGUUGAUCGAAACUGGUAUCAACAUGGUUGAGUUGGUCGUCCAGGUUAAGUUCUGGCUCGUGCCCAGGGCGAACAACUUGGAGGCUAUUUGUCUGGCAAAGGUGGCUUUCAUCAAAUGA